This is a messenger RNA of Nematolebias whitei (Rio pearlfish), 1125 nucleotides long. Its product is annotated as ankyrin repeat and SAM domain-containing protein 4B-like. The transcript is spliced from 3 exons. The coding region runs from base 1 to 1125 and encodes 374 amino acids. The record is from RefSeq and is a predicted model, not a curated record. Gene Ontology annotation, molecular function: protein binding. NCBI's taxonomy places the organism in Eukaryota, Metazoa, Chordata, Actinopteri, Cyprinodontiformes, Rivulidae.
AUGGCACCAAGAGGAGAUCCCAACAAGAGUGACAUCUGGGGGAACACCCCUCUGCACCUCGCUGCAGAUAACGGCCACAUGCACAUCCUCAGCUUUCUGGUGAACUUUGGAGCCAACCUCUUUGCCCUGGACAAUGACUUCCACACAGCCAUGGAUGUGUCCGCUUCUCGGGGCCACAUGGAAUGCGUGCGCUUUCUGGACAAUGCUGCGGCACAACAAACCAACCAACACCCGAAAAAGGUUGCCAGCCUGAAGAAGGAGGCUCAGAAAGAGGCAGAGAGGCGAAUGAAACUCUGCGAGAAGGUAAAGAAGAGACACCAGAGCAAGAGGGACAAAUUACAACGUGGCUCGGUGUCCGAGGCGAGCGUGGGAUCGACACACACAAACGAAGAGCUCAUGAGCGGCGUCAACGAGCAGUUCUCCCAGCUUACUGCUGUGGAUAAAGUUGGAUCUCUCAAAGGUACACUCCUGAAGAAGCUAGCAAAGAAAGACAAGGGAACUCUGCAGAGGUCAGGAGGAGAUGGGAACGUCGUCUUUCGCAAACAGGACAAUGGAAUGUCUGAUAAACCAGAGUUUCUAGAUGUCUUCAAUGAAGAGGACGAGGAUGAGUUUGAUGAAGGAGGAAAGGCAAUGUAUGAUGAUGAUACCGAUGAUGGUGUCAAAGAACCAGGCCAGGCCAAGCAAUCCAUCUUCAAUCGUCCUGGCUUUGGAGGUCUCAUGUUCAUGAAUAAAAUGAACGUAGAGUCAGAGGACACUCCCCGUGACAACAACGAAAGUCUUAGUUUUCUUGUUCAGAAGCAGCUCGAGACCGAGGAAGACGCAGCUGGCUUUGAUGACGCUGGUGAUGCNGAUCUUCCUUGGGACCAGGAAGAUCUGGGACUGGAUGACGAUGAAGAGGAAGAAAGCUCACCUUUAGAUGUAUUUCUAUCUUCCAUUUCUCUGCCACAGUUCACCCUCGCUUUCAGCAGAGAGCACUUAGACCUGGAGGCGCUCAUGCUUUGCUCCGAUGAAGACCUGAAGGGCAUUCGCAUCCAGUUAGGACCCAGGAAGAAAAUCUUGGAAGCUGCUGCUCGCAGGACGAAGGCACUGGAGAAUCCAGGCGUCAUGAAGGACAGCUCGCUGUGA